Messenger RNA from Blastocystis hominis, 894 nucleotides. RefSeq lists its product as hypothetical. Lineage: Eukaryota; Bigyra; Opalinata; Blastocystidae. The record is from RefSeq and is a predicted model, not a curated record. The coding region runs from base 1 to 894 and encodes 297 amino acids. The transcript has 7 exons.
AUGUGCAUCAUCGGGAGUAAUGGUCUUUUUUUGGGGGUUACUGAUCAGUAUUUAAUCGAUAAAAGCACUACUGCUGCUACUACUACAGUUUCUGUUCCACUGCAUGGUCAUCGCUUUCUGGAGAAGAAUACGUCAGAGUCUUUGAAUCCUUCCGUAUUUGAUUGGUCGAAUUCUCCGGGUUUUCAAGAGGAAGAUGUGAAGAAGAAUCCGCCCCAAAAAUCCGAUAUGAAUACGGAUAUCACAAUCCUCAUUGUGUGUGGAAACUGUACAAUGCGAACCAAAUAUCCAUCUGAGUCAAUCGACAUAUUGAAUCGCUGGUAUCCUGUGGAGAAGGUCUAUUUGGAUGGACCUAACGAUCUUCAAGGGUCCUCAAAGAUUAUGGAAGGCCUCGCCAAUGUCAAAACGCGCUAUGUCUUUCUUGUGGACGCCUCCGUGGAGUUCACUCAUAACACCAAUCUCCCUCGCAUGAAGUCGAUGUUGGAUUCCCGUCAAGUCCGCGUGGUCUCUCCCAUGCUCGAAAACGCGGCUACCAACGAAUUGAUCGGUCAGUGUUUCGAUUAUCGCUAUCACUCCCACGAGCUGCGAAUUCGGCGUGGAUAUGCGGGCGUUUUCGCGGGUAACCAGUUGCUCUGUGAGCGAGGAGCCCCGUAUUUGAUGACGAACAAAGAAACGCUCAAGCAGCUGUGGCCGAGCGAGCGAUUGCCGCUCACGCUGGCUGUGGAGGCGUUCUAUCUGCAGUUGAAAUCGUUCGAAAUCAAGGUCGGAUUCUGCCCUGGGAGUAUUCUUCGGUUCAACUCGAUUGAGGCGUAUUCGCCCUCGCGAGAGGAGGACAUCGACAGUUGCAACGUGUUUUCGCAGCCGAUUGCGAGGCUGGACGAGCUGAGCAAGAAGUGA